GGCGUGGCUCGGGUUUGCUCGGAUUCCCGCGCAUGCGUACAUGUUUGUUUUGACUGAAAAUGCCGUCGGUUUCGAAAACGGCGCUGAGCGGCUGCCCGCAGACCGAGAAGCCGACUCACUACACGUAUCUUAAAGAAUUUCGGACCGAGCAGUGCCCGCUGUUUCUGCAGCACAAAUGUACUCAGCAUAGACCUUUUACCUGUUUUCACUGGCAUUUCUUAAAUCAACGUCGUCGCAGACCCAUCCGAAGACGAGAUGGGACAUUUAACUAUAGCCCAGAUGUUUAUUGUACAAAAUACGAUGAAACCACAGGAAUGUGUCCAGAUGGAGAUGAUUGUCCAUACUUGCAUAGGACAACAGGCGACACAGAAAGAAAGUAUCAUCUACGUUAUUACAAGACCGGUACUUGUAUUCAUGAAACAGAUGCCCGAGGGCAUUGUGUGAAGAAUGGACCCCAUUGUGCCUUUGCCCAUGGUCCACAUGACCUUAGACCUCCUGUCUAUGAUAUAAGGGAAAUCCAAGCACAGGAAGCCUUACAAAAUGGGCAACUUGGGAGUGGUGAAGGGAUUCCUGACCUGCAGCCAGGAGUCUUAGCUAGCCAGGCCAUGAUAGAGAAGAUCCUAGGAGAGGAUCCUAGAUGGCAAGAUACAAAUUUUGUACUAGCCAGCUACAAAACCGAGCAGUGCACUAAACCACCCAGACUUUGUCGCCAGGGAUAUGCCUGCCCACAUUACCAUAAUAGCAGAGACCGGAGGCGCAAUCCGAGGAAAUUCAAAUACAGAUCCACACCAUGCCCAAGUGUAAAACAUGGAGAUGAGUGGGGAGAGCCUUCAAAGUGUGACAGUGGGGACAGCUGCCAGUACUGCCAUUCCCGCACUGAGCAACAGUUCCAUCCAGAGAUUUACAAGUCUACAAAGUGUAAUGAUGUGAGACAAACUGGCUAUUGUCCAAGAGGACCUUUUUGUGCUUUUGCACAUGUUGAACGGAUUCCAUGUGCCGAGGAGACCAUGAAUGUGAUGAUGCAGUCGGGUUGUCACUUAAAGCCAGCCCCCUCCCUCUAUUCAUCAGACAGCAUAGGCCUUUCCUGCGACUGGAACACUAAUAUGAGUUGUACAAAUAGCAUCUUAAACCACAACGAACAAACCGCAAAUGCAAAACACAAGUGCCUGUCUUUGGAGAGUAAUCAUAAAAUGAAUGACCAAGAAAACAAACAGAGCCAUCUCAGUGUUUUUUCAAUGGUAAACCCACUGGCGUCCAGUAUUACGUCCAGUAUAACUUCUAGUCUGGCAUCCAGUAUUGGCUCAGAUAGUUCAUCCCCUACUGCGCUAUCAAGUGUAAAUGCCAAAGCACUCCCAUUCUACCCUGCUAGUAAUACUGUUGAAUCAGUAAUAGGUUCUGCCCUAGAUCUUCAUUUUAGCAAUAUAAAUGUUGCAUCUUUUGACAAAGACUUAGACGACACUGAGAACAGUGACCUGGGGUUAUCAAAUCAGAGGUUACUGGGAAGUUCAGCACCAGUAAAUAUUCCAGGCUCUCUUGCCCGCUCCUCAUCUCUCCAUUCGUCAUCUUCUCUCUCAACCUCUCCUCUAAGUUCCCUUUCUCAGUCUUUGUCGCAGUCGUACCUUGCCUCCAGUAUGGCUCCACGCCAGCAACAGGCACAGACACUGAAGUCAGAGCACAACACCUUAGGCACUUCAACGUCUUCACACAACUCUUUAGGUUUGAAUGGGGUGACUGGCAGUAUUUGGGACUUUGUUAGUGGAAGUUUCUCUCCCAGUCCGUCUCCAGUGUUUAGCAGUGGUACAAUCAGUUCCACUAGUACAAGCUCAAAUGGAAACGAACUGCCCCGCAUUAGGAGAGAACUCGAUGAUGCCAAGCGAAAAAUAAAAAAAUGGGAAGACUCCUGGCAGCAAGUAAAACAGGCAUGUGACGCAUGGCAGUCAGAAGCUCUGGAGGCCAAGGAGCGUGCCAAGGCAGCCGACACAGACAGACAGCUAGCACUUUUACAGAAAGAAGCGGUGGAAAGCAAACUGAAGAAGCUCCAAGAAGAAUACGAUAACCUACGAGUCUCUUCGCCGUUAUCCCUGUUGAGAAAAUAUGGUGACAUAGAAAAGCUUCCUUUACCAAAGCUACAUUCUUUAAAAAGCCAGCUUUGUUCUGACUUGGAAACAAUCGACAGGUUGAUAUUCCAGCCACAUUCCCAGAUAAUGUGUUGCCACAAAAAUGACAGAAGUAUAGUCCUGCAGCCCUGCCAGCAUUAUGUACUAUGUAAACAGUCUGGUCCUAGCAAACCCGAAUGUCCUUACUGCAAGACCAAAAUAAUCAAAGUGUGAUAAGCCUUUAAAAGCAGCGCUUUACCAACCCACUGAGAAAUACAUCUGUAUUCUGUAAUGAAGCUAAAUAUUUAAUUGUGUUUUUUGCAUUUGUUCUAUGAAUUAGAAACUGUAGGUAAAAAUUGUAUCUUUCACAGUGAUAGACUGAUCUCUACCCUCAGAGGGCACCAAUGGUUAUUAGAUAAAUUGCUUAUGUUGAUCUGCUGGGCAUUUAUCAAGAAAAACUAGGUUUCCUUGUUGCUUCUUAACAUGCAUUUUGACUUUCUGCAAACUUAAUCAGCUUCUUUCAUAUUAACACACAUGCAAGUAUUGCUAACUCACUGUAGUGGAUACUCUGUACAGGAAUUAAUGGGCCUAGGAUCAAUAAGGCUAGUCAACCAGUAUUAAUGUGAAAGAAUUGCAAAGUUCCGUGUUAGGUUGCCCGUUAUGAAAUCCUGCUCUCAAGAAUCAUUUUAGGACAUUUUUCUUAUUUUUUUUUAAAGUAUCUUCACAGGCAGCUGACUAGACACCUCUGUAAAUGUAUUGUCUGCAAAGACACUACUUGAGAUAACUGUAAUGCUAGUUGUUUGAGGAUCAAGCAAAUCCUCCUAAAAAAACAUGCAGAAUUAGGCUAAAGUGGUCCGUUUUCAAUUGUGAUCAUAUGUAAGAAUAGUAUGGUAUGGAUUUCACCUACAGUACACCCAUCCUUGAGCUUAUCUCACUUUUGCAUGAAUGUGGUAGAAAUGAUUAAUUAGCUUGAGUAUGCUGACGUGUACUGCAAUAUUAUAUAUAUUUUUUUUUUAACUUUUAAACACAAUCUGUUCUGUAAAGCGUACAAUUAAGGAAAAGAAAUGCAAUUAUUAAAUUUGGUUAUUAGCUAUUAUCAAAUUUUAGUUUAUUUUUUUCUCCCUAAGUCGGGGAAUACUCGGUGGUGAUGUAGGGCUUACAUCCUCUUGAGAAUAUGAAUUUCAAACAUACCUUGUGAGCUUGGAAUCAGUCUAGCACUAUUUUUUAAUAGGUUAUUUCAAAGAAGUUUAAUUCUUAUAAAAGCACUUUGUUAACCAGGGAUUCUGUUUAGAGUUUAUUAUAAAUUGCUUUAAGCUGCUUUGUAGAUUAUUUUUUUGUUUUGUUUUAUAUAUUAUACGAUAAUAUUAAGCUUGUUUGUGUGUACUGUGAACGGAAAAGAAAUAUUUCAUGUCAGUUUAUUACUGUUAAAAUAAUUAGUGUGGUAAAUUUUGUUAGUUUUCAUAUGCUGAAUUUUAGUACUUUAUUAAAUAAACAAUACCAAGUAGUUGACAAUGUAGCCUAGGAUUUUUACAGUUUUCAGGUAAGUGCAAACAAAUAGUAUUUAUAAUUAAUACCAGCAGAUGGAUAAGGCACAUAUAUACAGUACUUAAAACAUUUUAAAAUAUUCUCUCGAAGGAACCAUUUUUAAUUUUAGUUUUUUUUCUUUGUUUUUUCAUUUUAUUGCAUAAAGAAACAAAUCACAUUUUUAUGGCUUUGUAUUUUGAUUUAUUUUCUGUAUUUUAAUAGCUUUUUCAUAAAUACCUUUAUAUCUUAACCUCAUGAUAUCAUACAUUUAUAAGCUUUUUGGAGAUGUGAAAUGAGGUCACAUGGCCACUUUAAUUAAGUGCCUAUACUGUACCUUACAGCAGCUAAAGUUAAGUUCUUUAAAAAACAAUGUUUUGCUAACUUUUUUUUCCUACACGUUAUUCUGGGCAUGCUUGAAUAUUGGAAAUGUAAAAUAAAUUUUAGGCUAUAGUUAAAAAUCAUUGUUCAAAUAGAAUUAAAAUUGAAUCCGGCAAUGGUGCUUUUUUUUUUUUUUUU
Molecule: messenger RNA, 4136 nt
Organism: Pseudophryne corroboree (corroboree frog)
Lineage: Eukaryota; Metazoa; Chordata; Amphibia; Anura; Myobatrachidae
Gene: UNKL
Product: unk like zinc finger
Molecular function (GO): metal ion binding
Source: RefSeq, a predicted model, not a curated record